AUGGUGAUGCCGCCGUCGUCCUUCCCGGCCACGUCAGGCUCCGACGCCGGCGCCUGCGACGACGGCUUGCCGCACGCAGCCAAGAAGAUGUGGACCAAGAGAGAGGACGACCUGCUGCGGGAGCAGGUCCGUCGGUGCGGCGGCCCGCACAACUGGGACUCCAUCUGCCGAGCUCUGCCCGGCCGCAACUCCAAGUCGUGCCGCCUCCGCUGGUGCCAGCACCUCGACCCCAGGGGGGUGGAGGCCGUCAAGCCCUUCACCGUCGAGGAGGACAUGCUCAUUGUCAAGUACCAGGCCGCCUACGGCAACCGCUGGUCCACCAUCGCCGAGUUCCUCUCCGGCCGCACCGACAACGCCAUCAAGAACCGCUGGAACUCCGUCCUCCACAAGCGCGCGCCCACCCUGCAGGGACCCCCGCGCCCGUUGGCUCCUUCUGCCGACCGAAAGGCCGCCAGCCCCGAGGUCACGCCGGGGUGCCUGCCGUUGUUUCCUCUGGCGAGCGGGGAUGUCAGGAUGUCCUCUCGUUCGACGGAGGUCGUGCCGGAGGCUGAGACAUGUGCGGCGGCGAGUGAGUGCCUCGAGCUGUUCCCUCUGGUGCCCGGGGAUAUCAGGGGCGAUGCCGGCACUGCGGCGCCGAGUGACAUGUCCUGCGGAGCAGGCGACCCGCUGACCGAGCUGAGGAUCUGGCCGGCGGCGAGGGUGGUGUUCGACGUAAUGCCGCUGCAGGCCUACCGGAUGUAG
Messenger RNA from Triticum turgidum subsp. durum (durum wheat), 741 nucleotides. Lineage: Eukaryota; Viridiplantae; Streptophyta; Magnoliopsida; Poales; Poaceae. The record is from the annotation of a GenBank genome assembly.